Dovyalis caffra is the source of this 738-nucleotide messenger RNA. The record is from the annotation of a GenBank genome assembly. Lineage: Eukaryota; Viridiplantae; Streptophyta; Magnoliopsida; Malpighiales; Salicaceae.
AUGGCUUCUUCACUAUCAGCAACACCUUCAGCUUCCAUGGGGAGCAAAACCGCCGCCCAUUUGCCUCGCUACAACACUUACAGAUUACCCAACCUUUCGUUUCGGCUCUCUCCCAAACCGAAGUUCCGAUUUUUCCCUAAGGUUGCUGCGGAUGGAUUCUCAAAUGCUGCAGCCUCAACUUCUGCCAAAUCUGAAGUACCAUUACAGGAAGCAAAGGACACUAAUCCAUCAAAUGAUCCUUCAUCUCCCUCUUUGGCUACAGAGGAGUCCAUCUCUGAAUUUAUCACCGAAGUUUUGAGUCUUGUGAAAUAUUGUGGAAUUGCAGUUGAAACAACUCGAUUGCGAACUUUUAAUCAGAAAAAGGAGGCUUUGCCUCAGCCACCAUCCCCUGCUCCACCUACACCAGCAAUGCCAGCUGCCACACUGGCAGCUUCGAGUCCUGCUCCUUCUGCCCCAGUCCCGUCACCAUCGCCUCCUGCUUCCAAACCAGCCAAGUCAUCCCAUCCAGCACUUAAAUGCCCUAUGGCUGGCACAUUUUACAGAAGUCCUGGACCUGGUGAACCGCCAUUUGUGAAGGUUGGAGACAAAGUGCAGAAGGGGCAGGUUGUAUGCAUCAUUGAAGCCAUGAAAUUGAUGAAUGAAAUAGAAGCAGAUCAAACGGGAACCAUAGUCGAGAUCCUUGCUGAAGAUGGCAAGUCAGUUAGUGUUGAUACACCUCUAUUGGUGAUUGAGCCAUAA